Penicilliopsis zonata CBS 506.65 is the source of this 973-nucleotide messenger RNA. RefSeq lists its product as hypothetical. The record is from RefSeq and is a predicted model, not a curated record. NCBI's taxonomy places the organism in Eukaryota, Fungi, Ascomycota, Eurotiomycetes, Eurotiales, Aspergillaceae. The coding region runs from base 129 to 701 and encodes 190 amino acids. The transcript has a single exon.
CAGCUCGUCUGCUUCCUCGACCAUCUGAUUAUUCCUUCAGAAGACGAUUAUACUCUGUAUCAUUCGAGAUACUCUCUCUCUCUCUCUCUCUCUCUCUCUAUCACUCGAGAUACACACACUCUCUCACUAUGCAGCAUACCGAUUCCAACCCCCGAAUCCUCUCACCCUCGCCGUUCGGCCUGUCGCUUCAUACUUCCUUCUCCGCAACAACAACCACCACCACCACCCCUUUUCAUGGCCGUGCGGGCAGCGAUUGCUCCGUCAGCCCGCUCAGCUCGACCACCGCCAGCCCGACCUCGUCGCCCACCUCGCCCUUCCGUCGCAUGUAUCGCAGCCAUGCCCUGUCCGCCGGCUCCUCCUCCUCCGAACCGCGCAGCCGCAGCCAGAGUCCCUUCAGCCUGCACUCCAUCAUCCUCCGCCGUCGACCAUCGCUGGUCCUCCUCCGCCGUCGUCCCUCUGCCGUCGACAUGGCCUUGAGCGAGGAACGCUCCCGCUGCGACGAGGACUCGGUGGAACGUCAGGGCCUCAACAUGAUGGAACCCCGUCCCGUCGACCCGGUCUCCAUCCCCAUGGACCUCAACGCGCACAUCUUCGAGGGCCCCGUCGAGAACUGCGCUUCCUUGGGCCCCUCCUCGUCGAAACCACAGCACCCGCGUUUCGUCAUGGGCGGCAUCUUCGAGAUCAUGGAGGGGCGUGCGUAGCCUCCUCCUCCUCCUCCUCCUCCUCCUCCUCCUCCUUCCUUCCUUCUCUUCUGCCUCUUCUUCAUCACUACUACAUUUAUUUACUAUUUUUUUUUUCUUUUUCUUUCCGGUCUACUGCCACCCCAACGGCGCAUACGGAUGGGGGAAUGAUGAUUGCUUUUUUUAUUUUUUUCCGGCUUUUGCUAGCGGUGUAUGGAGUUUGAUAUUGAGGUCUGGGGAUCUUUAUUUCGAGUUUUUUUUUUUUUUUUUUUUAUUUUAUUUAAACCCUUUCC